Molecule: messenger RNA, 2539 nt
Organism: Canis lupus familiaris (dog)
Lineage: Eukaryota; Metazoa; Chordata; Mammalia; Carnivora; Canidae
Gene: AOC1
Product: amine oxidase copper containing 1
Exons: 6
Coding region: 186-2459 (757 amino acids)
Biological process (GO): response to antibiotic; amine metabolic process
Cellular component (GO): plasma membrane
Molecular function (GO): diamine oxidase activity; copper ion binding; primary methylamine oxidase activity
Source: RefSeq, a predicted model, not a curated record
AGCCCAGAGCAGAACACACAGUCUUUUUUUGUGUAUGGUGUGAGGAAAUGGUCCAGUUUCAUUCUUCUGCAUGUGGCUGUCCAAUUUUCCCAACAUCAUUUGUUGAAGAGACGCAGACUGUAUCUUCAGAGUUGACUUUAAAAAGAAGAGUAACUAGCAUUUCCUGAGUGCUUCCUAAAAGAGCCAUGCGGCCAGAGACGCUGGCCCUCGGCUGGGCCGUCGCCGCCACCCUGGUGCUACAGGCACUGACCACGGCCAAGUGCACCUCACAGAACCUGCAUGGCAAGGCCAGGGUGUUCAAAGACCUGAGCGCCCAAGAGCUGAAGGCUGUGCGCCGCUUCCUCUGGUCCCAGGAGGAGCUGAGGCUGGAGCCCUCUAGAACACCGACGGUGGCCAAGAACUCCGUGUUCCUCAUUGAGAUGCUGCUACCCAAGAAGCAAAACAUACUGAGAUUUCUGAAUAAAGGUGGAAGGCCUCCUGUUCGGGAGGCGCGUGCUGUCAUCUUCUUCGGAGCCCAGGAGCAUCCCAAUGUCACCGAGUUUGCGGUGGGGCCCCUGCCAUGGCCCUACUACAUGCGAGAGCUGCCCCCCAGGCCUGGGCACCGCACCACGUGGACCUCCCGACCCAUCACCUGGGCAGAGUCUGUCCUCCUGGGCCAGACCCUGCAGAAGACCACCAAACCCCUGCACCAAUUUUUUCUUAAUACCACAGGCUUUUCUUUCCAAGACUGUGACUCUCGAUGCCUAACUUUCACAGACGUGGCACCUCGGGGCUUGGCCUCCGGUGAGCGCCGCUCCUGGUUCAUCCUACAGCGCUCUGUAGAAGGCUACUUUUUGCACCCCACUGGCCUGGAGCUCCUCAUAGAUCACAGGAGCACAGACCCCCAAGACUGGAAAGUGGAGCAGGUCUGGUACAAUGGAAAGCUCUACCAGAGCCCGGAAGAGCUGGCUCGGAAGUAUGAAGAGGGACAGGUGGAUGUGGUGGUUCUGGAGGACCUUCCCCCCAAGGGCCAGGGCGGGGAGAGCACUCAGGAACCGCCCCUCUUCUCCUCCUACAAGCCACGUGGGGAGUUCCCCACCCCCACCACCGUGAACGGCCCCCGGCAGGUGCAACCCCAAGGCCCCCGCUACAAGCUGGAGGGCAACACAGUGCACUACGGCGGCUGGAGCUUCUCUUUCAGGCUGCGCUCCUCCUCGGGGCUACAGAUCCUGAACGUGCACUUCAACUGUGAGCACAUCGCCUAUGAGGUGAGCGUGCAGGAGGCCGUGGCACUGUACGGAGGGCACACGCCUGCAGGCAUGCAGACCAACUACAUCGACGUGGGCUGGGGCUUGGGCAGCGUCACUCACGAGUUGGCCCCUGGCAUCGACUGCCCGGACACGGCCACCUUCCUGGAUGCCCUCCACUACUAUGAUGCCGAUGACCCCGUGCGCUACCCGCGAGCCCUCUGUGUGUUUGAGAUGCCCACAGGCGUGCCCCUUCGCCGACACUUCAAUUCCAACUUCAGUGGGGGCUUCAACUUCUAUGCCGGGCUGCCGGGCCAGGUGCUGGUGCUACGGACGACGUCAACCGUCUACAACUAUGACUACAUCUGGGACUUCAUCUUCUACCACAACGGGGUGCUGGAAGCCAAGAUGCACGCCACUGGCUACAUCCACGCCACCUUCUACACCCCCGAGGGGCUGCACUAUGGGACCCGCCUGCACACACACCUGCUUGGCAACAUGCACACUCACUUAGUGCAUUACCGCAUUGACCUGGACGUGGCAGGCACCAAGAAUAGUUUCCAGACCCUGCAGAUGAAGCUAGAGAACAUCACCAACCCCUGGAGCCCAAGACACCACCUGGUCCAAUCAACCCUGAAGCAGAUGAGUUACCACCGGGAGCGCCAGGCAGCCUUCCGCUUCGGACAGACUCUGCCCAAGUACCUGCUCUUUACUAGUCCCAAGGAGAACCGCUGGCAUCAUAAGCGCAGCUACCGGCUACAGAUCCACUCCAUGGCCGACCAGGUGCUGCCCCUGGGCUGGCAGCAGGAGCGGGCUGUCACCUGGGCCAGGUACCCCCUGGCAGUGACCAAGUACCGGGAAUCAGAGGUGUGCAGCAGCAGCAUCUAUAACCAGAACGAUCCCUGGGACCCACCUGUGGUCUUUGAGGAGUUUCUCCACAACAAUGAGAACAUUGAAAACGAGGACUUGGUGGCCUGGGUCACCGUGGGUUUUCUGCACAUUCCCCACUCAGAGGACAUCCCUAACACUUCCACACCGGGAAACUCCGUGGGCUUCCUGCUCCGGCCUUUCAACUUCUUCCCUGAGGACCCAUCCCUGGCGUCCAAAGACACCGUGAUUGUGUGGCCUCGGGACAGUGGCCCCAACUACGUCCAGCGCUGGAUCCCUGAGGAGGAUGGGGACUGCUUAAUGCCUGACCCUUUUAGCUACAAUGGAACCUACAGGCCUGUGUGAAGGACCCUCUGCCCCCAAAUAACCCCACCUAGAAGCCCAACUGCCCCUCAGGGACAGACAAUAAAGCCCUUCAGGGCUCA